AUGAAUAUUAUUCCAAGGUUUGGAAAAAAUUUAAAAAAUGGAUUGUUCAACAUGACUAAAAAGUAUACUACCCCAAGUGCUACUCCACCGAACCCCCCGACUACAAAUCCAAGUGUAACGUCUUCAUUCAAUUCAAAUAUUAAAUUACCUCUUACAAAUACAAGAAAAAUCAUGUGUGUCUGGGCUAAACGAUAUCCGUCACUGAAAGAUGUUCCAGAUCAUGUCACACCUGAAGUAUGGAACAAAGUUCGUUCUGUUAUACGUAUCAAAGUGGCCAACUAUACAAUGUUCUUUAUAAUCUUGGGGUGUAUUGCAAUGGUUGUUACAGGCAAGAGGGCCCGUGACCGUGGUGAGACAAUAAUGCAAAGAAACUUGGAUUGGCAUCAAAAGUACUCAGAAGGAAAAGAAGACACAAAGAAUAUUGGUGUGUUUGGAAAAUAA
Messenger RNA from Macrosiphum euphorbiae (potato aphid), 441 nucleotides. NCBI's taxonomy places the organism in Eukaryota, Metazoa, Arthropoda, Insecta, Hemiptera, Aphididae. The record is from the annotation of a GenBank genome assembly.